Messenger RNA from Harmonia axyridis, 2210 nucleotides. Its product is annotated as probable G-protein coupled receptor Mth-like 11. Gene Ontology annotation, cellular component: membrane. Gene Ontology annotation, biological process: cell surface receptor signaling pathway; G protein-coupled receptor signaling pathway. The transcript is spliced from 7 exons. The record is from RefSeq and is a predicted model, not a curated record. Gene Ontology annotation, molecular function: G protein-coupled receptor activity. NCBI's taxonomy places the organism in Eukaryota, Metazoa, Arthropoda, Insecta, Coleoptera, Coccinellidae. Bases 194 to 2086 code for a protein of 630 amino acids.
AUACUUCAUUAUAAGGACCUGAACCAGGUUUUCACAGAUUCCAUUCGAUAUUUUAGGUAUUGUUUCUUCACACAUUCUAAAUGAACCAACUGUGCGAGUUCUCAGUUGUAUAGUGCGUUUCAUCCUAUCAGUUUUCUCUCGUCUGCCUCCAAUGCUACAUCACGUCUGUAUAAUGUGAGCCGGCACUACGACAAUGAAAUUCCCGUUCUUUCUUAUACCUUUAGGCAUUGUUUUGGUCCGCGGAAAUAUCGAACAGAAAUGCUGCGGUAUCGGAGAACAAAUUGUAGAGAAGGAAUUUCGAUUCAUCUGUGAAAAAUUGAAGAACGGAAGACUGCAAGACAAUUUCGAAGACAAAGAUUUUUUGAAGAGAAACGUGACUGGAACUUGCUUGGAAAUAUUUUCCGAGAAAAAUGUUACAUUAUUUGGUGUGGACGAAGUUACAGGGACUAUUAAAAAACAGGAGGAAUAUGGGGAAUUUUAUUUCCCAAAAUGUUGCCCCUUGAAUUACCGCUACAACAGGACAACACACGGUUGUGCUAAAGUUGUCGGCAAUUUCCUCAACUUAUUGAAAGUCGAUUCUUUCGUACGAGUGGGCCUUCCAAAAUGUGAGAUUAUUUCGGACCAUAUUUACGAAUCAAUGCAGGCUGUGAAGAUGAAUGGUAGAGAGUUAUUGUUGUUGGAGGAGAAGAAAACCCUUAAGGAAGGUUAUUGCGUGGAUUCCACUUUGGAUGGAAAAUUAGUUGUGAGAAUAUGUGAAGAAGAUACGAGUAUUUGUAGUCAGAUAAGGUGCAUUAGUAAGUGCUGUCCUGAUGGGCAGAGUUUUAUAAAUGGUUCUUUUUGUCGUGAUACAUUCACGCAUGGAGUGGAUCUUCAUUUUACCAAAACGAUACAUGAACCUGAUGAACCCUUUGCCUUGAUUCAUGGUUUUACAGUACCAAUACACCCCCUCAGCGAGAAGAAAUACAACUAUUAUGUUGAUAGAUUUGGACUUUUCACUGCAUUCAAUAACGUCACUAAUUCCUUCUCUAAUUACGAAGUGUAUAACACAACUUACUGUAUAGACCAUGCGUUCAAAGAAAAAAAGAAAAAGGGAAAUGUCAAUGACUACUUAAUGUUCGCACAGUCAGCAACUCCACCAAUUGCUAUGAAGUUUGCCGUAACCCGAUGGAUAAAAGUUGUGUCCUGUAUAUUCCUUAUUUUGACAAUUUUGGUUUAUAUGCUACUGCCGAAGAUGAGGAAUUUGUUUGGGAAGAUCCUGCUGAACUAUUGUGUAUCUACACUAAUAUUUUUCACUUCCUUGACGACUUCUCAAUUUUAUUACCUCCCUCCUACGAUGUGUAAAGUUGUUGGAUAUCUAUCACUACUCUCCAGCAUAUGGAGUUUCACCUGGCUACACAUAAUGUGUAUUGAUAUAUGGUUCUCUUUCGGAACACCAAGGACUCUGUCGGGGCCACUUCAAAAGAAAGAAUGGAAAAGAUUGCUGCAAUACUGCUUGUAUGGGUGGGGAUUUCCCAUACUGUGGGUUUUGAUGAUAGCGUUAUUCAGUUUCACAACCAUAAUGCCAGAAGCAAUGCAUCCUUACUUUGGAGAAAAUAAAUGUUUGCUGGAAAAUACAGAAACACAACCAGGGAAUUAUUCUUACAUUAUAUAUUUUACACUUCCAUUACUCAUUCAACAAAUUAUCAACACCAUAUUGUUCGUCAAAACCAUUCUAUAUUGUUUGAGAAUUAAAGCUGAAAUUGAGAGGAUGAAUGACUCGGAGAAGAGGACAGCUUUGAAUGCUAGCAAGGAAAGGUUGGGAUUGAUAAUGAAACUGGCGGUGAUAAUGGGUAUCCUUUUCAUAUUUGAAACAGUGUCGUCAUUUUAUAAUUUCAAGAAUAAUGUUUACACAGAAAAAAUAGAAGUUGUAUGGGAUAGCGUCAACUGUUUGCAAGGUGUAUACAUCUUCAUCAUUUUUAUUUGCAAGAAGAAGGUUUUCUACAAUAUUUGUGAGAAAAUUUCGAUAAUCAAGUCAAGGAAAACUUCAGUAUCUUCCAAUGUGACUUCUCAAGUCAGUAUGCACAACGUCAACGCUGUGAAGGCUUAGAGGAUUCAUUCAACCAAUUUAUCUGAUAUUUCAUAAUUUUUUUUCUACCUCUGAAUUUAUAUACAUAUAUGUACAAUUUUGUUGUUAUUUAUAUAAUUUUUAUUGAAAUAUAUUUAUAAAUGGA